CUCAUAUAUGGUAUCAUGUACAGGAACCUUCGAGAAGAUUCUAGCUUAGUUCCAUAUGGUUAUAUCGAACCUUUAAAACUUCAUGAUGAAGUUCUUCAGUACAAUCCAGAAGCAUUUGAGUACAAUAGUCCAGGUCCUAUUAAGGGGCAAAUGCCUGGCAGUAGUACAGUACCUGACAAGAAGCCCUUCAAGCCCAGUGUACCUAUAACCAGACAUGCUCAAAGAGACUAUGGUGCAACUAACAAUAAUCAGCUCAAUGAUAUUCCUCCUAAUGACGUAUCUACACCAUCUUCUAGAAAACCGAAAGCCAAGAAAAAAGAUAGUGAUGUUGUUAUGUCAUCAGUCGGACCAGAUCAGACUGCAAUUCAAG
This is a messenger RNA of Prunus avium (sweet cherry), 370 nucleotides long. The record is from RefSeq and is a predicted model, not a curated record. NCBI's taxonomy places the organism in Eukaryota, Viridiplantae, Streptophyta, Magnoliopsida, Rosales, Rosaceae.